This is a messenger RNA of Heterobilharzia americana, 1647 nucleotides long. The record is from the annotation of a GenBank genome assembly. NCBI's taxonomy places the organism in Eukaryota, Metazoa, Platyhelminthes, Trematoda, Strigeidida, Schistosomatidae.
GGACAUGUUAGGCAUUUCCUGUACUACCACCCUGAGACUGAAUAGAAGAAGCAAAAGAGGUGGUCAGCGUAUGACGUGGCGCCGUGGGCUUAAAUAUACUCGUUAAGUUAGAAUCCAUAGGUACCCCUUGACCCAAAUGGCAUCUAAGAGUUAGCGCAACUUGGUUUGAGAAAAUAGAAGACAUGGUUCAAUACCGAAACUAGUGACAACAUUGGUGCAGCUUUCUUAUUUCUUCUGCUACUAAAAAGUAAAACAAAGUGGUGAAGGCUCUUUGGGAGGAUUUUCGAUGUUGUUUCUCCAGUAACCCAUUUCCACUUUUGUUUCCGUUUAGUUUUCCUCUUAUUUCAGUCGUGUUCCUAUUGUUGCUGUUAUUUUGUAUGACAUCUCUCCCUGCUCAUGUUUUAGUAAGUGUUUGGAUAGAUAAAUGAUAAAAUCAACUACAAAAUAGUUGCGGCUGGCUGGUUAGUGCAUGGGCAAGCACAUGUCGGUUGAGUUGCUCUCAUUUUCUCAACGUAUUUUCCGGUGUCGUCAAGUACGACGCUGGAUAAUCAAACGUACUUAAUUAGUCCCUAGUUGCAAUUUUAUUGUACUUUUACAUUGGGUAAAUUAUUAUUGACAUUUGAGGAUUACACAGAAGUGGCAGUAGCUAUUCUGCAACACAAAAUACCCUAGAUCUUUUUCGCGUUCUGAAUGGUUUAGCGCCUGCAUCAUGUUUGUCGAUUUGUUUUACUGUCGGCCUCAUGACUUAUUCGUCUGUCUGUUCUGUUUUCCUAUCUUAUCUCUUUCAGAUCCUCUUUGUGCUGGAGAAAUAUAGUCACGUGCAGAUUUGGUGAGAGCUUAAUAGCUGAACAUUUAACUUGUAUUGUGAUGGGUACAGAUGAAUACACAGUUAAUGUGCUGCACGAGGGUUGCUAUUCGAGAUCAUCAGUUGAUCAUGUUUAUCGCAAAUGUAAUACUGUCCUAAUUCGUGGUCCCUCAGGCGCGUUUGUAGUGAAUCCAGGAUCCGUUUGGAAUGGUCCCAAUUUAUUGUCAUCACUUAAGUCUGCAGGAGUGCAUGAACCCGAAAGGGAAAUAAAAGGUGUUAUAUGUACCGAUGGUCAUGCGGAACAUGUUGGCUGUAUGAGCAUUUUCAGUUGUGCUGAGAUGAUGAUUGUUGGCUAUGACAUACAAAAGCGAGGAGACAUAUUUUUGGAGCAUGAUUUUUGCGAUGGCAUCGCACCUUAUGAAUUUGAUGAAAACUUUUAUGUUGUUGGGACUCCUGGUCAACGUGGCCCACAGGUCAGCUUAAUAGUCAAUGGCCGUCUUGUAGAUCCAAAGAACAGUGAGUGUCGUGAGUCCUGUACCAUUGCUGUUACCGGGAACUUGUUUAUGGAUGUCCAAGAUGCUAGUCGUGUAAGCUUUCUCGAUACAUGGGAUGGAAAUCAUGGAGACAGUAAUUGUGACAAGGAAAAUUUGAUCAAUAGUUGGCGUCGAAGUCGUGGGCUUAUUUUAGAGCGAGCUGACUGGAUAGUUCCUGCAUACGGUCCUCCUUUCAAGGUAAAACCGGAAUAUUCCUUAACACCAUGUGUUGAACUCGCCUGAUAGUCUUACCAACGCUAUAUUCCAGCAUACUUUUUUGAAUGAUGAAAGCACCAUACUUUGUGAGAG